AUGAGUUCGAUUACCAAGCCAGUUUCUUUGAAAGUUAACGCCUGUCUAUUCGACGUUGAUGGUACCAUCAUCAUCUCUCAACCGGCCAUUGCUGCAAUGUGGAGAGACUUCGGUAAGGACAAGCCAGACUUUGACGCUGAACAUGUCAUCCACAUCUCUCACGGGUGGAGAACUUACGACGCUAUUGCCAAGUUCGCUCCAGAAUUUGCUAACGAAGAGUUCGUCGCCAAGUUGGAAGGUGAAAUCCCAGCAAAGUACGGGGAACACUCCAUCCAGGUCCCAGGUGCCGUCAAGCUUUGUAAAGAAUUGAACACUUUGCCAAAGGAAAAAUGGGCCGUCGCCACGUCCGGUACUUUCGAAAUGGCCUCUCAAUGGUUCAAGCUUCUAGGUAUUGACAGACCAGAAUACUUCAUCACCGCUUCCGAUGUCCAAAACGGUAAGCCACACCCAGAACCAUACCUAAAGGGUAGAAACGGGCUGGGUUACCCAAUCAACGAAAAGGACCCAUCCAAGUCUAAGGUCGUCGUUUUCGAAGAUGCCCCAGCUGGUAUUGCUGCUGGUAAAGCCGCUGGUUGUAAGAUCAUUGGUAUUGCCACCACCUUCGAUUUGGACUUCCUAAAGGAGAAGGGUUGUGACAUCAUUGUCAAGAACCACGAAUCCAUCAGACUAGGUGAUUACAAUGCCGAAACUGACGAAGUUGAAUUGAUCUUCGACGACUACUUGUACGCCAAGGACGACUUGUUGCAAUGGUAA
Messenger RNA from Huiozyma naganishii CBS 8797, 753 nucleotides. RefSeq names its product glycerol-1-phosphatase RHR2 (gene GPP1). The transcript has a single exon. NCBI's taxonomy places the organism in Eukaryota, Fungi, Ascomycota, Saccharomycetes, Saccharomycetales, Saccharomycetaceae. The record is from RefSeq and is a predicted model, not a curated record. The coding region runs from base 1 to 753 and encodes 250 amino acids. Gene Ontology annotation, molecular function: beta-phosphoglucomutase activity; sn-glycerol 1-phosphatase activity. Gene Ontology annotation, biological process: response to osmotic stress; glycerol biosynthetic process.